Molecule: messenger RNA, 1322 nt
Organism: Musa acuminata subsp. malaccensis (wild Malaysian banana)
Lineage: Eukaryota; Viridiplantae; Streptophyta; Magnoliopsida; Zingiberales; Musaceae
Source: RefSeq, a predicted model, not a curated record
GCGAAGAAAGAGAGAGAAGAGAGAUGGAUGGCGGAACGCGGCCGUCAUUGUCCGCCGCUGUCGCCGUUGUCGUCCUGGUCUCGACGGCCGUGGUCGCGGCUACAUCCGUCAACGUGACGACCCUGGCGUUCGACGAUGGAUACGCCCCGCUCUUCGGCAAAGGCAACCUCGUGCGGUCCGCGGACGGCAGGAGCGUCAGCCUCCUCCUCGACCGUUACUCCGGAUCGGGAUUUAUAUCGUCGGAUAUGUAUCACCAUGGACUCUUCAGCGCCUCCAUCAAGCUGCCAUCGGAUUACACGGCGGGAGUGGUGGUCGCCUUCUACACGUCGAACGGGGACGUGUUCGAGAAGAGCCACGACGAGCUCGACUUCGAGUUCUUGGGGAACAUCCGCGGCAAAGAGUGGAGGGUGCAGACCAACGUGUACGGCAAUGGGAGCACCAGCCGCGGAAGGGAGGAGCGCUACUAUCUCCCCUUCGAUCCCACCGCCGACUUCCACCGCUACUCCAUCCUCUGGACUGCUGACAACAUCAUCUUCUACGUCGACGACACCCCUAUCCGCGAGGUGCGGCGGUCCGAGGCCAUGGGCGGCGACUACCCGUCGAAGCCCAUGUCGCUGUACGCCACCAUCUGGGACGCGUCAAACUGGGCCACCUCCGGUGGCAGGUACAAGGUCAACUACAAGUACGCCCCGUUCGUGUCGUCGUUCGCCGACCUCACCCUCCUCGGCUGCCGCUUAGACCCGAUCCAGCAGGUGCCGACGACCCGGAGCGGCUGCCCCGCGGCGGCGGCUGAGAUUGCGGCCACCGGCCUAGCAGUCAUGACCCCGGAGAAGCGGCGGGCCAUGCGCGCCUUCCGGAGGCAGUACAUGAGCUACUCCGUCUGCUACGACCGAGUGCGGUACCCGGCGCCGUUCCCGGAGUGCGACAUCGUGGAGACGGAGAAGAAGAGGUUCGGGGAGACGGGGCGGUUGAGGUUUCGGAGGCACCGCCGGCGUGUGCCGCGCGGCGGCAGGGUAGCUCUGCCGAAGCCUUCUACUGCUCCUCUUUUCUAUUCAGUUGGAAAGGGUAGUGCUGCUGCUUACCUCUCCUCUGGCGCCGCUACUUCCUAUUUCGGAGUCGGAGACUGCUCGGCCACCUCCUGCCCUCACAAGAACCUCGCCUACACUACCAUGGUGGUCGUCGUCCUCGCAACUGCUCCCUGGCCAGCGAUCUCUCCUCCUCAUUCCCACAUCUCACUUGAGCGAGAAGUACUGCUGUCGCUAUCCUUGUUGCACAACCUCGUCGAGGUGCUCGACGUCGACAUUGCUUACCCUAUUUCGUAG